Erigeron canadensis is the source of this 922-nucleotide messenger RNA. RefSeq lists its product as uncharacterized. Bases 35 to 922 code for a protein of 295 amino acids. The record is from RefSeq and is a predicted model, not a curated record. The transcript has 3 exons. Lineage: Eukaryota; Viridiplantae; Streptophyta; Magnoliopsida; Asterales; Asteraceae.
UCAAAAUAGAUGAUGAGGAUAUUCAUCAUUGGAUAUGCUCUUAUCUAGAAUACGAGGAUUUAAAGAAUUCACCUUAGUACAUUCCCGUGAUGCACCGGUUAAGUUGCCUACCCAUCUUUUCAAUUGUCUAGACUUGAAACAUUUGAAGCUUGAACGCAGUAUUUAUCCUUUGUCUUUUCGUGGUUUUCCAAAGCUAUUGACCUUAGACUUGCAUAAUAAUGCAAGUAUACAAGGCCACAGAUAUGGGGAAUUAAUUGCUUGCUGUCCCCAACUCGAGACUCUAAAACUUUGGGAUAGCGACCUUAGAGGGCAAGUGAAAUUGGCUGAUAUUACAAAUCUCAAAAAUGUCAAGAUGUUAGCUUUGUCAUUGUGUUUGCUUGACAAUAUGACUAUGCUCAGAGUUUCCACAGUCUUCCAGCAUAUCUCUCUUCUUCCAAAACUUCUGGAGCUUUGUUUAAGGCUUGAAAACUGCACGUUCUUGCCAGAAGAUGCUCAAAAUCCGGUCUCCGCCAACUUUCCCUUCCUCAAGACUCUUGCAUUUUGCCACAUGGAUUUUAGUAGUUUUUCCAUGUUAUCAUUUGCUUUUAGGAUGCUUAUUGGCUGCACAACUUUGCAGACCCUUUUUAUCUCUGGUAUAUACAAGAAUGAUGUUCCACUACCUGCCAUAUUUUCUCCUGAUCGCAGCACAAUGGGGCAGUUGCAACUGCAGCUUCAGAAAGUGAGGUUCGUAUCUAUAAAAGGUUUGGAAAAUGAAGUAUGUUUAAUUAAGUAUAUACUGGCUUGUUCCCCGAUGCUAAAGAGCAUUGAAAUUCGACUCACCCCGUACGUAGGCAUUAAUAACAAUGAGAAGUAUAAGCUUGCUAGCAAGCUGUUGAAGCUUCGUCGAGCCUCCCCAAUGGCGGAGAUCAUCUUGUAUUCAUGA